AUGGGACCGAGCAGUCAGCCUCUCAAUGAGCCCGAGUUGACCCAAGCAGCCGGUUUGCGGGCGCGUGCAGUGAAGCAUGGUCAGGAAAGCCUGAUCUUGCGCAAGUACAUGCAUGAGCCUGGCCACAACAAGGCCAUUGCCCCAGCAGCAGACCAUGUCAUGAAGGAGAUUGGAGAGAUGCUUGGAAAGCGAGACCGUGACGUUUCGCCAGGUCCUAUGCCCUCAGCUGGCACAGAUGAUUCAGACUGGAGCGCCGUUACGCCUGGUGGAAACUAUGUGGGGAACCUUGGCUAUGCGCCUCCGAUGCCAGCCCAGGAUUUGUCUUCUCAUGCCCGUCCGUUCGAGAAUACGAAGAUUCCUCUGCCAGCAGAUGUGGAGUCAGUCCGUGAAUGGGGCCAGACCAUUUGCAAGAUGGAGAAAGUCAAGAGACAGCUUCCAGAGAAGGUCACUCCUGGUGUUGACCUUGCCACCUACCUCGAACGUGUGAAGUUUCAAGGUGGUGCAGGCAUUGAAAAGUCGGCAAUUUUCCAGCGCGAGCUGCGCAAGUAG
This is a messenger RNA of Cladocopium goreaui, 549 nucleotides long. NCBI's taxonomy places the organism in Eukaryota, Dinophyceae, Suessiales, Symbiodiniaceae. The record is from the annotation of a GenBank genome assembly.